AUGCAUUUUCAUAACAAAUGAGAAAGUAGAAAUUUCAGUGUUUCGAAAAAGUGUUGCAAAAGUUGUGAAGAAUGUUUUGCUCGUAUUGUAAAAAAAGUUCUCACAUAUUAUUUACGCACCAUUUAUGCGGCUGUUGCCUGGGAAAUCUGCAAUGUGAUCACCCGAAGCACACGGCGGCAGUAGCUCUUAAGGACGAGGCGCUCCUGAAAGUGCAAUGUGCUAUUUGCCACGAAGAGUUCCCGGAGAAUGAGCUGCAGCAACAUCAGGAUGCUUGCAUGCCGCUUUUGGUAUUUCGGUGUGCCGUCUGCGGGCAGGACUACCUGAGUAAGGAGGGCCUGUGGAACCAUUUGGAUCAACAUGAGAUUGCAGAUGACAAAAAGGAUUUGUACUAUGAAGAAAAAGCAUCGAAGCACGUGUUGCAUAAGUGCGCAAUAUGCAACGAUCAGCGCGGAUAUCAGGAAAGCUUAUAUUGGCACCACAUUCACGAAGACCACGAUGGUUUCUUUCUACGCUGCACGGAGUGUGGCGAUUCCUUCCGAUCGCAAAAGCUGGAAACCGAUCAUCGUCUUAACCAUUGCGAAGCGAGAAAACAAGCGAUUCCUGACGAAUUUAAGGAAGUCAAAUUCGUUCCAGAAUUUAGUGAAGUCAAUUUUCCUGUAGAGGAUGCAGAAACCUCACUCAACGAACUGCCUUCAGACCUACUGUUAAUUCCACAAUUGCAACAGUUCGAAAGUUUGGACCCUACGGAUGAAGUUCAAGAAAACGAUAAUGUCCAGCUCGACGAAUCAUCAGAUGUUGAAGGUUCGAUGAGCGAAACAGACGAAUCCUCUGUUCCGAAGUCUGGUCGAACAAACGCUACAACUUGUGGUGUCUGCAAGAAGAGCUUCAACAGCCCCAUACGGUUCUAUCGUCAUCAAGAUUACGCCCAUCGAAAACGCACCUGCCAACUUUGCCGUAUCACCGUCACAGGUUCCAAUCAAUAUCGGUAUCACAUGCUCAAACAACACUCGGAGCCGUCGUACAAGUGCGCUCACUGCAAAAAAGAAUUCCACUUGUUGGCAGCUUACCGGCGACACACGGACACACAUGCGAACAAAUUUCGCUAUCAAUGCAAAAUAUGUAAGCAUAACUUCAAAGCCCAGGUCUAUCUGGAAAGGCAUAUGCGACGAAACCACCCAAAGGGUUUCAUUUCCCCUGCAGCUUCAACUUCAGCAGCUGUAGAAGAACCCAGCAACGAUUUGCAACACGCCAAUGCAGUCCAGCCUGACGCCUCAUCAUGCCCGAUAUGUAAGAUGUCCUUCGAAGAUGAGGAGCAGUUGAAAAUUCACGAGGAAACUGGACAUUCCCAUCUGCAUUAUAGGUGCACUCAUUGUCCACGAAGAUUCCAGUCACGAAAAGAUUUCGAUGCUCACUUAAGAGAACAUGACAAGUCACGUGAUAAAAAAAUUGUGAUCGCAACACCAACCACGUGUUCGGAGUGCAACAAGGAGUGCUACAAUGUGAAAAGAAUGACUCGGCAUAUAGAUUCCUGCCAUGCGCCUAUGACCUGCAAGGACUGCAAAACUGUCAUGUACGGGAGACACAAAUUUCAAUAUCAUAGGAUGGUUUGCCACACAGAACCGGCGUUCCAGUGUUCGCAUUGCUUGAAAAAGUUUCACCAUGCGAAAUCCUACAAGCAACAUAUGAAUUAUCAUUCGAAAUUUGAACUAGACUUCCCUGAGCCGACGAGUUCCAGUCAGCAAGCAGAGGUCAUCGAUAAGAAAGUUGAGCAGGACAUUCAACCCACGAAAUCAUCGAACAAUAAACUGCAAUCAAUGACUUGGUGCGUGAAAUGCGAAAAAAGUAUUGCGGAUUUGAAUCGUCACAAUUAUUUCAUACACAAGCCCACAGCGUGCAAAAUAUGUGGAAUUAUUUUUCCGGGAAAACAGAAGACUUUGAACCACGAGAUGGAAAAGCACAUGGCGCCGAAGAUGAAAUGUCCCCAUUGUCCUAAAACGUUCCAAAAGAAACUGUUGCUGCGUCGUCAUUUGGAUCAUCAUUUGAAUUAUCAUUGGAAAUAUAGUAAAGUUGAUGACAACCAAGAGCCCACGGCAAACCAUCCGAGCAAUUUAUGCACUAUUUGUGGGCAAACAUUCGCCAAUCUGAUUGAGCUGAGGAAUCAUCAGAUCGUGAAACACACAUUCUCUGAGGAGGAUCAGUCAAAGCCAUUGGUCAACUGUAAAGAAUGCGACAAAGGAUGUGAUGAUGAGAAAUCACUACAGACUCACCACAGAGAAUGUCAUUUACCAAUAGAGUGCGAUAUUUGCGGAGCUACCAAUGCCGGUAAACGCAGGGCCGUUUAUCAUAAGUUAAUGAAACACAGCGAACCUGCACUGCAAUGCCCGCGGUGUCCGAAAAAGUUCCAUUUGAAGCUUUCCUUACAGCGCCAUGUGGAUGCGCAUAUAAAGCGAAAAGAGAUGACCAAUCACAGUUUAUCGGAAUCUCUUGGUCAAACUGACUCCAGCGAUACGGUACCUACUGAAGAGCUCGAGCUACCGGAACAUCCGAAUGAGGAUCCAAUUUUUGUCAAAUAUGAAACUCCAAUGGAUCAAGAAGAGGAGUCCAAUGAUCGAAGCGAUCAAGGGACUGAUUUUACCAAUACUGUGUUCGUUAAGGAGGAUCCCGAGCUACAGCAAUACCCAGUUGAAGAAGUUCCGCAUCUCAUCAAAGUAGAACCCAAUCUAAGCGAUCAGGAAGCUGAUCAAACUGACCGCAUCAAAGAAGGAAGCGCUUCGGGGAACUCCAACCCAACUGUGUCCACAAGUGCUAUGAAAAAUCCGCCAAAAUGUGUUAUGAAACAGAUGAAACCAGCAGCAGGAUAUGUGGCUUGUACGCAAUGUGAGCGACAUGUUCUAGAACGAAAUCUAACGAAACACAUGACACUUCUUCACAAGCCGAUCACGUGUACUAUAUGUGGAGCGAUUAUCAUCGGACAAAAUCAACUUAUGUAUCAUAAGUUGACAAAACAUUCGGAGCCUCGGUUAGAUUGCCCUCACUGUGAAAAGAAGUUUUAUUACAAGUCGAUGUAUCAGCGUCACAUGAAGAUACAUACGAAAUCCGCUGCCUCCUGACUCCAAUGCUGAGUAACGACAUCACUAGUAUCUAAGUUUCUCAUGUAUUUUUUAAAAUAAAAGGAUAUUUACGCGAAUCUACUUA
This is a messenger RNA of Aedes aegypti (yellow fever mosquito), 3195 nucleotides long. Its product is annotated as zinc finger protein Xfin-like. The record is from RefSeq and is a predicted model, not a curated record. Bases 72 to 3110 code for a protein of 1012 amino acids. Gene Ontology annotation, biological process: DNA repair. The transcript has 12 exons. Gene Ontology annotation, molecular function: DNA binding. NCBI's taxonomy places the organism in Eukaryota, Metazoa, Arthropoda, Insecta, Diptera, Culicidae.